This is a messenger RNA of Drosophila santomea, 1449 nucleotides long. RefSeq names its product peritrophin-44. Gene Ontology annotation, cellular component: extracellular region. Bases 445 to 1449 code for a protein of 334 amino acids. The transcript has 3 exons. Lineage: Eukaryota; Metazoa; Arthropoda; Insecta; Diptera; Drosophilidae. The record is from RefSeq and is a predicted model, not a curated record. Gene Ontology annotation, molecular function: chitin binding.
GAUAGCGUUGAUUUUUUGUUUUUCGAUUUUUGAUUUUCUGAUGUACAACGGCGGGGCCGCAUGUAAAUUACACGGCAAUAACAUCGGAAUUGCCUCUUUCGUAGAAGAACAGACUCCUGGUGGUGGUGGUAUCGCAUCGGUAUCGCACCGAUCAACGGCCCCGAAUUGAUAAGGAAAUUGCAUAUGUCACGCCAAGAUCUCCGUCAGGGGCAUUGACGGUUCUCGAACAUCUGAGAAUCGCUGGAAUACUCAUGCUAGGACCGAGCUCCCUGAUUAGUUUAGACGAGUUUGCCCAAACUCAUCGAAUAUCUCAAUACGCAUCAAUCCGCUUAUCUGGCCAGCAAAAAUAAUGCUGUGGAUUGCUGCUGAUCCUCUGAUAUAAGUAAUCGUUGGUCGUCGUUCGGAUUCAGUACGAGUCUAUGCUUCGUCUAAAGUUGAGCUGUGAUGGAAACACCGAGAGCUAUCCUGGGCGUAGCACUGCUGCUACUGCUGCAAACCCUAGAUUUGGUAACUGCCCGGGGUGAAGACAUCUGCCGCUUGUUCUCCAAUAAUACGGUGAUCCGAGAUCCCGAGUCCUGCAGUCAAUCGAUCACGUGCAUCGAUUCCGUGAGCCACUACAGCAGAUGUACGGGAUCUACUCCGUUUUUCGACAAGGACGCGGGCAAAUGCGUGAAAUCACUGUCCACAUCCACGUCCAGCUGCUCGAUUUCCUGCGAAGAUCGGACCACACAAUUCCUGGCCGAUCCCAAGUCCUGCUACGGCUAUUAUUACUGUGCGGAUGAGGACACGCCCAUGUACGGCACCUGUCCGCAGGACACCCACUUUAAUGCCACCACCCAGAUUUGUUCCCGUCAAUACGAAUCGGAUUGCACCACCAGUAGCUUCGAGUACUGCAACAUUGUAAAGAACUCUGUCAACUUCGACAACCUACAGGGAUGCAACAUGUAUCACGUCUGUGAGAAGGGCGUCCUGAAGGACAAGACAUGCUCGAACACCUAUUACCAGGCCAGCACGGGCGAGUGUGUGUCCAGGGCUCUGGUGGAUUGCGAUGCCCAUCCACUGCCCACGGAUGUCUGCGGCAAGGCCAGUAAGCCCUACGAAAACAAGUUCGUCUCAGAUGAAGCCACCUGUCGCGGCUACUUCUACUGCGCCAAGCAAAAGGAUGGCACCCCGGACGCGAGUCCCCAGUGGAACCAGUGUCCCCAGAAUAAAUUCUUCGAUGCGACCAGCCAGAUGUGCAUAGCCCCCACUUCGGUCAAGUGCUCGUACGAUCGCUGCGACGGUCGAACUGCUAGUUUUGUCGAAAGUGCCACAAAGGGCUGCCGCAACUAUCUGAGCUGCUCCGGCGGAGUCACGGUGGGCGAGAACUCCUGCGGUAACUACUUCUUUAACGAGGAGCUGGGAGCAUGCACUCCAAGUGUACAGACAUACACCGCUUGCAAGUCGUAA